Thlaspi arvense is the source of this 1372-nucleotide messenger RNA. NCBI's taxonomy places the organism in Eukaryota, Viridiplantae, Streptophyta, Magnoliopsida, Brassicales, Brassicaceae. The record is from the annotation of a GenBank genome assembly.
AUGCAAUUUUGGGAUUUGUCCAUUGUAAAGCUCUCAGAGCCGCCGGAGAUAACGCCGCCGUUCAUUCACAAAUGCAAGACCAUUUCUCAGGUCAAGCUCAUUCACGGAAAGCUACUCUCCUUCGGAAUCCUAACACUGAAUCUCACUUCCCACCUCAUCUCCACCUACAUCUCCCUCCGUUGCUCACCUGCUGCCGUAUCCCUCCUCCGUCGCUUUCCUCCGUCCGACGCUGGUGUCUACCACUGGAAUUCUCUCAUUCGCGUCUACGGCGAUAAUGGCCGCGCCGGCGAAUGUCUCUCUUCGUUCUGCCUUAUGCAUUCUCUUUCGUGGACGCCGGACAAUUACACAUUCCCCUUCGUCUUCAAGGCAUGCGGUGAGAUCGCCUCCAUUCGUGGUGGAGCGUCUGCCCACGCGCUUUCUCGGGUCACCGGAUUUACGCAGAUGCUGUCUUCCGGGGUAAAACCAAACGAAGUCACGCUUAUCUCGGUUCUCUCAGGUUGUGCUUCCGUUGGAGCAUUGAUGCAUGGUAAAGAGAUUCAUUGUUAUGCAAUCAAACAUCCCUGUAAGAAUGUUCAUGGUGAUGAUAACAUGGUCAUCAAUCAGCUGAUUGACAUGUAUGCUAAGUGCAAAGAAGUCGAAGUAGCCCGUGCUAUGUUUGAUUCACUUUCUCCCAUGGAAAGGGAUGUUGUGACAUGGACCGUGAUGAUCGGUGGAUACUCCCAGCAUGGGGAUGCGAACAAAGCUCUCAAACUUUUCUCUGAGAUGUUCGAGCAAGACUACCGAACAAGACCAAAUGCUUUUACUAUAUCAUGUGCCCUUGUGGCGUUUGAGGGAUCAGCCAAGAUGAGUGACAAUCUUAUGGACAAAGUUACCGCAUUUGGUGAGCCCCUGAAGAUUGGAGGUGAGCAACAAAAUCAGUUGGGAACCUGAGUGGGGGAUAUGAAUUUGAAGAAUGUGUAAUAUGAUAAAUGAAGAGAUAAUCAAUAGCGUUGAGUUGAUCAUGUGGAAUAAAGAAGAGGAUAAUGAUGAAGCAGCCGAGAAUUCAAUACCUUGCCUUGGUUUUGCUUGAGACGUGUGGCGUUCUUAGAGGUGGCAGCAGAGAGAUGGAGAUGGAGAUGAUGAAGAGAACGUGGGAAAAAGGAAAAAGGAGCAAGCCUAUGACUAGGCUCAUCUAUGUGUAUAAUGCCUUUUGUUUCUUCCUUUUGAAAUCUUAUGGAUUUGUUCAAAUCUAUCUUCUGGUUUACAGGUCUCGUUCAAGAUCGGUAAGCUUUUUAAGCAAAACAGAAAACACAAAUCAUCUACUUUGAUCCUCUGUAUGUGAUGGCUCAGCUGAAGACAUGUUUUUUUAUAGAAAUUAGUCAUAGCCCAAAAA